Molecule: messenger RNA, 779 nt
Organism: Ananas comosus (pineapple)
Lineage: Eukaryota; Viridiplantae; Streptophyta; Magnoliopsida; Poales; Bromeliaceae
Product: autophagy-related protein 8i-like
Exons: 5
Coding region: 229-585 (118 amino acids)
Biological process (GO): cellular response to nitrogen starvation
Source: RefSeq, a predicted model, not a curated record
UCGUCCCAUGGCGUGAACGAAACGAAACGAAACGUAACGAAAAGAUAAACGUUAUUAGGCCGUUCUCCGCGCGCCACGAAUCGACGAGAAGAAUAAAACAGCGCGGAUCGAGACCAUUUAUCUCCUCCUUUUACCCUCCCCCGACCCACAGAUCACCCCGAAACCCUAAUCCCUCUCCUCCUCCUCCUCCUCCUCCUCCUCCUCUCUUCCUCUCGAAUCCGCAGCAGGAUGAGGCAGAUGCUUCCCUUCAAGGAGGAGUUCACCUUCGAGGAGCGGCUCCAGGAAUCGAAGGACAUCCUCGCCAAGUAUCCCGAUCGAGUGCCGGUUGUUGUUGAGAGAUUUUCAAGGACUGAUCUUCCAGAGAUGGAGAAGAGAAAGUUUCUGGUCCCUUGCGACAUGACCGUCGGGCAGUUCAUUCACAUUCUAAGAAGCAGGCUGCACCUUCCUUCUGGGAAAGCACUUUUCAUUUUCAUUCAGGAUACUUUGCCUCAAACAGCAAGCAUCAUGGAUUCUAUGUACCAACAAUACAAAGAUGAGGAUGGAUUCCUUUACAUGUGCUACAGCAGUGAGAAGACCUUUGGAUGAGUCUCACUACUUCGGUAAUUAAGUGGUUAUAUUUAUAUACAAAUGCGUACUAAUAUUGGUCAUCUUCUAUUAGAAAUUGCAAUGCAAGUAUCAUUAAAACUGUGUCCAAACUGUGUUCUGAUACAUUUUCUUUGCUCAAAUUGUGUAUAUAUAUAUAUAUAUGUAUAUCUAUGUACAUUAUUGAACUUAGCACA